AUGAAGUGGCACGCUUUCUUGUAUUUGAUGCCCAUUUUGGGCUCAGUGACGGCGCAAUCAGAUCCUCUCGACCAGCUUAUAUCUGAGGCAUACUCUGUUUACACGCAAGUGACAUCGAUUAUCGCCUCUGCCGCAUCGGCAGCCUCAGUUGCAGCAACGGUUUCUGCAUCUUCACCAAGUACGCUGUCAUCAGUUACGAGAGCUUCCGCAACGUCCAGUGAUGAAGACACCUCAAGUUCAAGCGCAGGACGCAGUUCCUCCGCAGCGUCUGCCUCAAGGGCAUCUAUUUCAAGCUCAGCUUCAACAUCAUCUACUGCCUCGCGUUCAAGCAGUGCAUCAUCGUCAGACCGAUCCUCGUCUCUAGCGGCAUCAUCUGGUUCCUCGAGAACAUCUGGUGUUGUGGGAACAUCCUCAAUCAUAGGAGCAACUCUCGAGACCGGCACUGCACUUCCUUCUGCCAAUAAUACAAGCGGUAGCGGAAAUCACAAGCUGCCAAUCAUUCUAGGCGCCGUCUUAGGAGCGCUCGCCCUUGGACUGUUCAUACUGGCUCUCCUCAUAUGCUGCAAACGUCGACGCCAGCGAUCGCACUCUCCCCGACAUCGAGCACUCUCCCCUGGAGAUGAUGAGGUCGAUAGCUGGAGGGUAUCUAGGCCAUCAGGCUUAACUGAUGCUUCGAGCCAUCAUGCUUAUGGCGGUGCCGGGUUCGCCCCUCCGAUGUCGCAACAUCCUGCAUUCCGUGGACAUCAGUCAGAUCACAUGAACCCGUUUGUACCUGUUCCACCGCCUCCAAGGAGGUCUGCUCCGAAUUCUCGAGCAGGCUUGACGGAUGCCUCAGUCCCCGGCGACGACCCAUUCCUCGAGAAGGGAAUCGGCGGUGGUGCCAGACCAAGUACUUCUCGAAGUCGUGAUAGCUCACAUGGACGAGGAGGUGCACUAGCCGCGGGUGUGGCUGGCGCUGCAGUUGGUGCAGGGCUUCUACACCACCAUCAUCGCAAACAGCAUGACGAUGAGAAAACCCUGGUGACUGAGGAACCUGCCUCAUAUGCAGUCUCGGAACCUCCUCGUAGUCUUGAUCCAGCCCUUCCAGCAAAGAUUUCCAGAAAACCUGUUCCGAUCAACACUGUCAAUAACAGUGAGCCAUGGCCGUAUUCUCCUGUUUCGCCCAUCGAUCCAGCUACUGAAUCGACCGCCUUGACUGGAUUACCUAACCGCACCAGCCAAGAAUCACGUCGAAGCUUUAGCCGUGAUGCUGCAAGGGCCAAUGCCGCUUUCGAUAACGAAUACUCUCCUCAGAACCAUCUGCUGCACGAACCUGAGUUACCAACACCCCAAGUCCAGAGUCAUGGCCAUGGACAAGCUCUGGCAACAGCAGCUGCUGGCCUCGCUGUAGGCGGCAUAGGUGGUGCAGCCUUGGCUCAUCAUCACGACAAUCACCGCCGUUCACGAAGUAGCAGCAGUGGUAGUGGAAAUCGUCGAAACAUCGGCCAUGCGCAUGGCCAUCACAGCCAUAGUCAAUCGCCUAGUCGACGACCCGGUCCAAUGCUGAAUGACAACUACACCCCUGGUGCCUCGACGGACAGCAGUAGCAACAACAGCUACACCUACAGUGACGCCUUACCGGCACAACCCAUCCACAACCAGGAAGAGCCUCUCUUCACAUCUCAACCAGUGACUGCUCCCGCUCCUGCUCCAUUGCAGUCCAACAACCCACCAGCGCCGUACGACGUUCCAGCCGUCCCCACAACACGCAGCCGACGCAACAGCGCCCUUGGCACAGCAGCCCCUAGCGCUGCGGUAUACAGCUACAUCAACCGGCCAGCAAUCCCAAGCCCACUGUCCAGCGAGAUCCGACACGACCGAUCUUACUCUCCGCCACAUAUGCCCAGUCGCAGUCCACGCCGUAGCAGUCGUGGACGUGCAUCCCAGGACUCGACAGCGUAUGACGAUGUCUACUCGUCCAAUCCAUGGGUCGGCAGCGGCGCAGGAGGAGGACAUCACUACCCUACUCACAGUGCCAUGCUCCCCAGCGAACAACCAUAUAAAUAUCGCGAGCGUUCCGCCCACGACAUGCCACCGCUGGACAGUGACAUCAGCGCCGCCGACAAAGCCAUCGUCGGCGACAACGGGUAUCCGCACAUGGGCGUCCCGCGCCGCAAGUCCGGCGGUGAAUAUGAUUUUGAGAAUGGGCCGUUCGGCCCACAGACUCUUCCAGCCCCAACAUCAGGUGAGGGGAACGCGACACGCUCCUCGACGCUCAACAGCGACGACAGCACAUGGCGUCUGAGCAGUGGGAUGCCCGGUGGUUGGCGCCGCGCGAGUGGCGAGUACUCCCGCAUCAGUGGUGAGCAACCGAGGCGUAUCCCUGGGCGGCUACGGGCGAGCGAUGUCGAGAGGGGUGAAGGCCAGCGAUAUUAUGAUGGUGUCGGACAGGCGCUUUGA
Molecule: messenger RNA, 2439 nt
Organism: Exophiala bonariae
Lineage: Eukaryota; Fungi; Ascomycota; Eurotiomycetes; Chaetothyriales; Herpotrichiellaceae
Exons: 1
Coding region: 1-2439 (812 amino acids)
Source: RefSeq, a predicted model, not a curated record